Molecule: messenger RNA, 4762 nt
Organism: Bombina bombina (fire-bellied toad)
Lineage: Eukaryota; Metazoa; Chordata; Amphibia; Anura; Bombinatoridae
Gene: NEK5
Product: NIMA related kinase 5
Exons: 24
Coding region: 133-2613 (826 amino acids)
Biological process (GO): protein phosphorylation
Molecular function (GO): ATP binding; protein kinase activity
Source: RefSeq, a predicted model, not a curated record
UGGACAGACAUUUGAUAUUUAUAGGAGUACAGAGCUUUUCUAAACUGUAUUGCAAGAAGAAAUGUGUUAGCACAUGAUUGCUGGCCCAAAGACAGCGCUAGGAUACUAAACAUUACUAAAUAAGUAUCUACAAUGGACAAAUAUGAAAUAAUUCAGCAAAUUGGAGCAGGAGCUUUUGGAAAAGCGCUUCUUGCAAGAGUAAAAACGGAUAAUAUGAGAUGUGUAAUCAAAGAGAUCAACUUAGCUAAGAUGCCCCUUAAAGAAAAAGAAGCCUCUCACAAGGAAGUGCUCUUGCUGGCCAAGAUGAACCACCCAAACAUUGUGAAAUUUUUUGGAUCAAUAGAAGAGAACAACAAGCUUUAUAUUGUGAUGGAAUAUUGUGACUAUGGCGAUCUGAUGAAGAGAAUAAACAGGCAGAGAGGGACACUGUUUGAGGAGGAUCAGAUCCUGAGUUGGUUUGUGCAGAUUUCCUUGGGAUUGAAACAUAUUCAUGACCGGAAAGUUCUACACAGAGACAUAAAGGCACAGAAUAUAUUUCUUGCCAAUAAUGGAACAAUAGCCAAGCUUGGGGACUUUGGGAUAGCAAGAAUUCUCAACAGCACAAUGGAACUAGCCCGCACUUGUGUUGGAACUCCAUAUUAUCUUUCUCCAGAAAUCUGUGAGAAUAAACCUUAUAAUAAUAAAACAGACCUCUGGUCCUUGGGCUGUGUACUAUAUGAAUUGUGUGCAUUGAAGCACCCGUUUGAAGCAGAUGGUCUACGCCAGCUGGUGCUGAAGAUCUGCAGAGGUCGUUAUGAGCCACUAUCUCCAAAAUAUUCUUAUAACCUUAGAUCAUUAAUAUCCCAGCUCUUUAAAAUAUCUCCACGGGACCGACCAUCUAUCAAUACCAUAUUAAAGAAGCCUUUUCUUGAGAAGCUUAUUAAUCGGCACCUGAGCCCAGAUUUAAUGAGGGAGGAGUUCAGUCACACUGUCAUCCACAGGAAGAAGUCACCAUCUCCUCCAAAAUGGAAACCAUCACAAGUUCCAGUUUAUGAAAGACACAAAGUGCAGGAAGUGGCUCCUCCUCCCAGACCUAAGAAUUUACCUCCCCGGGGAAGAGGGGACCAACAGAGGAGGAAUGAGUGGAAACCUCCAUCGCGUGUCCAGCACAACAUGAUUAAGCAGAUGGACCAACAAUUGAAUAUCGGUAACAAACCGGCUGCUCCCCACAUGUACGGACAUUAUGGGCAUUACCAUGCGCAACUGAACAACAUACAGAAUAGAGCCUAUGAGCAUAAGAACUAUCCUGUUGUUCCCCAGGUUAACGAAAGAGUGAAUGAAUAUUACAGACACAAACAAGGUCCAAAUCAGUGGUCUGCUGAUUAUGCACAGAGACGGUUGGAAGCCCAGCAGUACAAGAUAAAUGCAGAGAAGCAAAUGGGUCUGCGCCCAGCCUCUGCUUAUUACUUGUAUAGACAGUUACCAGACCCAAAGCUGGACAACCAACAUGAGCUUGACGGACUUCAACUAAACGCUGUUGAUAAGGAGCAGGAGUACUUAAAAGAGCUGGAGAUCAUUCGCCAGCAGUACCACAACAAAGUUAAAGAAAACAAAGCAAAAAUAGUUGGAAGCCAAGAGGUCCCUAAGGGUAAAGAAGGUACAUACCUUGUGAGGCCAGGAAAGGGUGCAGAAGAAUUAUCUCCCAAAGACCAACCUGACCAUGAAGAAUUUGAGAAAGCCCCAGUUUCUUUGGACCCAGAGGACUUUGUGAGGCCAGAGAAACACGUAGAAGGAAAUCAGCCUUUCAAUCAAGCCCUUGAGGAGUAUGAACGAUGUUCAAAAGAAAUAUACAGGCAAAAUAGGAAUGAACAGAGACUACUGAAAGAGAAGUAUAAUAUAAAGGGUGGAGUAAAGUUUGAGAUUGAUUUGGAUGAACUUGUUGCAGAGGAAGAUAGCAAACAAGAUGAAAAGGAAUUUGAUCUAUUAAAUGAUACAUUGACGUUUGAACAUGGAAAGAAAUUGGAGGCUGCCAACUGGCUCAAAGUGUGCAUGGAUCAGAGGCAAACAGCUUCCCAGCCUAAGUCAGAUAACUGCAGCUUGGAAAAUGAGUCAGUGGAAAGCAGGAAACAUUGGUCACCAAGAAAACCAGAAACACUUCUAAAUUUCUUCUGUGCUGCAGACCUCACAUCUGUACAGAAUACCAUUGCAGACUUAGAAUCAGACAUGCCAGGAAACAGGAAGCAAUGGAACUGUGUGGCACCUGGAACACUGCUAAAGGCCUUGGCAGAGGCAGACUUAGCCAAUGAUACCAUGAUGACUGCUGAAGAGGUUUGUGAUAAGACACUGAAACAGUGGUCACCGAGAAGGAAAGACAAAGAAGAAUCAGACAUAUCAUCAGAUGAUGACCUGGAUGAAGAUAGACUUGAACCGAGAUCCGAUGAUGAUGAUACGAAUUUUGAGGAGUCUGAAGAUGAGCUUAGAGAGGAGGUUAUGCAUUCAAUGCAGAAGGUAUUAACGCCAAGAGAUGAGGACCCAACAGAUUCUACUGAAACCAACACACAGCAGGUUCCUGGGGAACACAAUACUUCAGCAGAGGUCUCUGUAACAGAGGUGCAGGCCACCCCCCAGUUAUAAAUAAGUUGCUCACAAAAGAAGACUGAUACCAAUUCAGGAUUUUGCAAUAAAUCCAAAAGUGAAUUUAAAGUCAGAAAAAAGCUGACAUGGAAAAGGGAUAUUUUGUUUAUUGUAGAGACUUAUUUAAAUAUUUAUUUGACAGGUCUCUUACGAGCAGGGUGUACUGCCAACUCACCCAAUGUCUUUGAUGUCAAAGGAAUGGUAACUGUUUUUACUGCUAAUGCAAACGUAUCCAUUAUAGCUUCUAUAUUUUUCUUUCCAAUACCAAAAAUACAGCAACAAAACCUCAAUGAUUAAACAUGUAGACAUUUAAAAAACCCUAAGUGACAUUAAAGUCACGAUUGUAUAAAUACAUAAGAUAUAUCAGCAAUUAAAAACUGUUGUGCAAUAGAUCUGCUUACAAAAUAAAUGUUUUAUAAGUAUUUAUUUAAAAUUGUCAGGACUUUGCAAAAGCAGAGCAGUCUAGGGAUACACCGCUUGUAAACCCACUUGAGUAUUUUAACUGAUCUCCUUUGCAGAGGCCAGACUUAAAUGACAAAACAUUCAAAAGUCAAUUACUUUAUAGCACGUAGCAGGAUCAGUAAAGCUGAAAGGGUAAACUCAAGCCUCUCUAGAAUACACAAGAGUACUGUUUUUUUUUUUUUAAAUCAGGUAAAAUAAUGAAUGUACAAUGUAUUUUUUUACUGUGCUUACCUUAAAGGAAUAGUCUAGUCAAAAUUAGCUUUCAUGAUUUAGAGAGAGUAUGCAAUUUUAAGCAACUUUGUAAUUUAUUUCUUUGUUUUCUUGGUAUCUUUAUUUGAAUGUAAGCUUAGGAACCUGCCCAUUUUUGGUUCAUCACCUUGGUAGCUCUUGCUGAUUGGUAGCUACAUUUAGACACCAAUCAGAAAGUGCUUCUCAGGUUCUGAACCAAAAAUGGGCUGGCUCCUAAGCUUACAUUCUUGGUUUUUUUUUUAAAUAAAGAUACCAUGAGAACAAAGAAAAAUUGAUAAUAGGAGUAAAUUAGAAAGUUGCUUAAAAAUGCAUGCUCUAUCUGAAUCAUGAAAGUUUAAUUUUGACUAGACUAUUCCUUUAAAUAAACACUUUAUUUCCCCCUCCCUCCCCAAACACUACCUUAGAACAAAUUAUACUGACACCUGGUAGAAACAAAAAAAUGAUCACAAGACUAUACCUGGCUAUCCAAGAGGCUAAAAACAUCACAAAACAAAAGCUGCACAAUAGAUGGGAACAAGAUCUAGAUAUAACAUAUAAUGAAGAGGAAUGGAGACAAAUAUUUUUUUCACUAGGCAAAAGCCUAGUAGGGGCUGAUCUUAUUGAAAACUCGAUAAAAACUGCAUAUCGUUGGUACCUCACACCACUAAAAACCUCACAUUUUGACCCCCAGAGUAAUAGAUUAUGUUAUUGAGGCUGCACAGGGGUGGGUACUUACUUACACAUGUGGUGGGGAUGCCCAUUGAUACAGCCUAUAUGGGAUAAAUUAUCGCAGCUGAUUAAGAAUACACUAGAUGACUCAAUUACACUCUCAGCCGCAAAGGCCCUGCUCCACAUCCCUCUAGACUCACUAAACUCGGCCACUAAUAAGUGGAUUAAUAUAGUAUGCACAGCCACCAGAAUAUGCAUAGCUAGGAAGUGGAAGGUGGGAGCGCCGGACUGGUGCGAAGUACUUGACAAAAUUGAAAAUAUCUACAUUAUGUCUGAGUCAGCAGCAUGGUUGCAGGGUAAUUCAGAAAGCUUCCAAAAUAUUUGGAUCCAUUGGAUUCUGAGUAGACAUAGUUAGAUGAGAUUGGCUGGUACAAACAUAGGAACUCAGGGAGCCUCUGGUGGUUUAUAUAAGCCAAGAAUUACAAAAAUCCACAUAAUCACGGAAGAAGUUUAUUCAAAGAUUUCUAAAAAUAGCGGCACUGCUCGAUGAGAAAGGUUCUUAGUUAAAAGUUAGACCUAGUUAAGUAAUUUUUUGUUAGAGAGGGGGGGGGAGAGAGAUGAGAGUUGGGGGAAAAAUGAUAAUUAUUGGAAAAACAGAGAAUUGUACAGUGUGUAGAAUAUAUCCAUAUACCUAAAUGUAUAGGAAUGUUUAUUAUUGUACGGAUACAUACUGAAAUGCUACGAUGUACUUGUUGUGAAACAUUAAUAAAAAAUAUUUCAACUAAAUAAA